AUGUCUUCUUUUCAAUUCUUCACUCUCUUCACAAUUUUCUCCACCCUUUUCUUUUCCAUUGAUGGAGUUCUAAUUAGGCAAUUCUUCAAGGCAGAUCAAAAGAAAGCAGAAACGAGCCACCUCCAUUUCUUCUUCCAUGACAUUCUUAGUGGCAAAACUCCAACUGCUGUCAGAAUUAUUGGUUCGCCAAACAAUUCCAGCUUCGGUACCACCUUGAUGAUUGAUGAUGCACUCACUGAAAAGCAAGAUCCCACGUCGAAGAUCAUCGGACGAGCACAAGGGUUUUACUCAGUGGCGGCACAACAGGAAACUGCAUUUCUUAUGGUCAUGAAUUUUGUGUUUGUGGAGGGUAACUACAAGGGGAGCAGCCUUAGCAUUCUUGGGAGGAAUCCAGUCCUAAACGAUGUGAGGGAGAUGCCGAUUGUUGGAGGUACCGGAUUAUUCCGGUUUGCUCGUGGCUAUGUUUUAGCUCAUACGGUUUGGUUUGAUGCUAAUACAAGAGACGCUAUUGUCGAGUACAAUGUUUAUGUGUCACAGACUUCAUGA
Molecule: messenger RNA, 546 nt
Organism: Argentina anserina (silverweed cinquefoil)
Lineage: Eukaryota; Viridiplantae; Streptophyta; Magnoliopsida; Rosales; Rosaceae
Product: dirigent protein 22-like
Exons: 1
Coding region: 1-546 (181 amino acids)
Source: RefSeq, a predicted model, not a curated record